GCGGAAGUUGCUUGUUCAUCACACAGUUUCAAAGAUGGCUCUUGCUAGUGUGUUGAGCAGUGAUUGUGCGAAAUUUUCUUUUGAUAAUUGUGAACCUGAUAGUUUUGAUUAUGCACCCGGACAGAGCGGUCUUGGAUUUGACGCUACGCCGGGAGACGGUCUGAGUUUCUCCGUCAGAAACCCGCUGUGUGCAGUGGACGAGGAUGGCGUCGAGAGGAAAAUAGAGUUCCUGCAUGGAACCACCACCUUAGCAUUUAAAUUCCAGCAUGGCGUCAUCGUAGCGGUGGACUCUAGGGCCACAGCGGGCUCCUACAUCGCCUCGCAGACGGUGAAGAAGGUGAUCGAGAUCAACCCCUACCUGCUGGGGACCAUGGCUGGAGGAGCCGCAGACUGCAGCUUCUGGGAGCGCCUGCUGGCCCGCCAGUGCCGCAUCUAUGAGCUCCGCAACAAGGAGCGCAUCUCCGUGGCAGCCGCCUCCAAGCUGCUCGCCAACAUGGUGUACCAGUACAAGGGCAUGGGACUCAGCAUGGGAACCAUGGUGUGCGGCUGGGACAAGAGAGGACCAGGGCUGUACUACGUCGACUCCGAGGGUAACCGGGUGUGCGGCGACCUCUUUGCUGUGGGCUCGGGGUCCAUGUACGCUUACGGCGUGAUCGACAGUGGACUGCGACAGGACUUCACCGUGGAGGAGGCGUGCGAGCUCGGCCGCCGCGCCAUCUACCAGGCCACAUACCGUGACGCCUACAGCGGCGGGCAGGUCAACCUGUACCACGUCCACAGCGACGGAUGGACCAGGGUCUCCCAGGAUGAUGUGCUCAUGCUGCACCAGCAGUACAAAAAUAAGGCAUAGUGGGGACAGGAAAGUGUGGAGGAAAUAGGUCGGGUUAGGAGUGUAUUCUAGUAUCUGUUUAAAUUGUUCCGUAUGUCCAUAGGGGGUGACACAUGAAUAAAAAAAGGACUCUCAAUUGAUUUCCACUUCUGUGACCUUUCUUGACUUGUUGCCAGCUUCCAGCUUUAUAUUGUAAAUUCUUUAACAAUGCCAGCGAGCGCCACUCUCCCCGCACUCGGUUUGAUUUGAGGUGCUGAAGCGAAGGAGAGCGAUGACUCAAACAUGCUUUAAUGCAGUGUGGGAGUAGUGUGCUGCUUUGCCCUACAUAUGUACAUUUAAUUUGGAUCUAACCCUGGGAAUCUUAUUUCUCAAUAAAACCUGUGAUGUUCUUUUUU
Eleginops maclovinus (Patagonian blennie) is the source of this 1224-nucleotide messenger RNA. It is a transcript of the gene psmb5, whose product is annotated as proteasome 20S subunit beta 5. Bases 35 to 850 code for a protein of 271 amino acids. The transcript has 3 exons. The record is from RefSeq and is a predicted model, not a curated record. Gene Ontology annotation, molecular function: threonine-type endopeptidase activity. Lineage: Eukaryota; Metazoa; Chordata; Actinopteri; Perciformes; Eleginopidae. Gene Ontology annotation, cellular component: proteasome core complex.